AUGGCUUCAAAUUCACAACUUACAGAGGAAGAAAGAAACUUCACUAGAUUUUUCUUACUCAACUUCAAAGUAUCACCUGACAUUGUAAGGCGAUUCUUUGACGGAGUAUUUCCACCAGCACAAUUAGCCCAAACUGUCAACAGUGCUUCCUCGUCUAAGGAUUUUGAUCUGACUUUGAUGAUAUGUUUGAUGCGCAAUCUAGGAGGUUUAUUAACACCCUCCAAUGGAUGGGAUCAACUUCCGCUUAUGAAUGAAAUGAUACCUGGAGCGGACCUGGCUACACUAAAGUGGUACAGAAACCAGUUGGCCCAUAUGACUAUAACGUCUAUGGAUAUUAAUGAAUUUACAGACAAAUGGAUGCGAGUUGACAAGGCAUUGACAGCUUUAAAUAAAGGUCAGAGACCACAUAAAGUCACAGAAAUCUUAAAUUACGAUCUUGAUGGAGGACAAGCAAAGACAUUAGCAAACGCAGAACUGAAAAUAAUGAAAAAAGAAUAUAUGGAAUGUGAAAAGGAAAAAGAUCAGAUAGAAAGUGUUUUAUUUAUUUGUGAAAAGGAAAAAGAACAGAUAGAAAGUGUUUUAUCUAUUUGUGAAAAGGAAAAAGAACAGGUAGAAACUGUUUUAUUUAUUUGUGAAAAGGAAAAAGAACAGAUAGAAAGUGUUUUGUCUAAUUGUGAAAAGGAAAAAGAACAGAUAGAAAGUGUUUUGUCUAUUUGUGAAAAGGAAAAAGAACAGAUAGAAAGUUUUUUGUCUAUUUGUGAAAAGGAAAAAGAACAGAUAGAAAGUUAUUUAUCUCACUACAAGGAAGGAAAUCUUCCGAAAAACAUUGCAGAUGCGAAUUCGAGUUUGGUUGAAACAUGGCUAAAGGAUGACAAAAGUUUUUAUGACACAAAGGCAUCAUAUUUUGUUUAUGAUAAAAUACACGAAUGUACCUGUAUUUUGGUGGCAUCAAAUUCAGGAUUAGGAAAGACAGCAAUCAUCCGACAUAUUGCUUUGAAACUUCAAUCGGAAGGAUUUCAAAUUGUUUCCGUAGAGUACCCAGCCGAUGUAAUCAAAUAAAAAACAAAUAAAAAACAAGUAUUUCUUAUUGAUGAUGUCCUUGGAAAGUACGAUUUAAAUCCGAACCUGUUGGAACAAUGGGAAAGAAUAAAUGAAAAGCUCAUAAGCUGUUUGGGGAAGGAUUCAGGUUCACACAAACUACUAUGUACACUGAGAUCACAAAAAGUAGUCAAUAAAAGAUUUGAAAAUGGAUGACAAUUCUAAACAAAGAAGUAAUUGAUUUGGAGCUCGAGUCUUAUACUCUUACAGAAGAGGAAAAGCAGAACAUUUUGAUUAAACACCUUGAGACAAAUAAGUUAGAAAGGGAAAUCAAUACAGGGGAGGUUAAGAAAAUGUGUAAAACGAAUUAUGCAUUUCCUCUUCUUUGCAAAUUAGUUUCAAAUGAUGAGGAAAGAUUCAGAAAUAGAAUUGUUUUUUUUUAGGCAACCAAUAUCACUGUUCAGGGAAGAACUUAAUAAAAUGAGUAUUGAAAAUAAGAAGCUAUAUUGCAUUUUGGUCAUAUGUAUGUUGUAUAAUGGUUCGUUGAGUAAAAGUAUAUUCAAUAUUAGUCAUGGUGUAAAAAU
Mytilus trossulus (common blue mussel) is the source of this 1622-nucleotide messenger RNA. RefSeq names its product golgin subfamily A member 6-like protein 10. Lineage: Eukaryota; Metazoa; Mollusca; Bivalvia; Mytilida; Mytilidae. The record is from RefSeq and is a predicted model, not a curated record. Bases 1 to 1059 code for a protein of 352 amino acids. The transcript has 4 exons.